CUUCUGUGAUUUGAAGUUACUCUGUCGGUAAUGAUUCUGUGUAGUAUAUCGAAUCAGGAAAGGAACUACCUUUAAAUAUUUGAUAAACGUAGAUAAUGUCAACUGCGUCGAAAGUAACGUUUGGAUUAUGUUGUUUAACUUCGAUUAGUAUAGUGAUAUACGUACAUAACAGACAAGAGUAUGACAGAAAACAACUUCAUUUAGGUGUAGUACGUGAUAAGGAACUACAGGAACGGAGAAGGAUACAAAAUCUGUAUUAUCUCCAACAACAAAACGAGUUAACAAAGCAACUUAAACUUGCAGAAAGUCAAAAAAAAGAGCUUGAAACUGUGUAGUUUGUAAACAUAAUUUAACCUUCAAUAUUAAAUAGUUUGAUAUUUUUA
Megalopta genalis is the source of this 383-nucleotide messenger RNA. RefSeq names its product cytochrome c oxidase assembly factor-like (gene Pet117). The record is from RefSeq and is a predicted model, not a curated record. Gene Ontology annotation, biological process: mitochondrial respiratory chain complex IV assembly. Lineage: Eukaryota; Metazoa; Arthropoda; Insecta; Hymenoptera; Halictidae. Gene Ontology annotation, cellular component: mitochondrion.